GACGAAAAGAUUUUAAAAAGUAAUUCAAAAUGACGUACCACUCUAUGGUGCAACAUAUCAACACCUUGAUUUUGACCGCCUGUUUGAUUGGAUCGGCCCUCGCUUAUUAUGCAUACACCGUGGAAACUUACAAGGAAGUUGAUGAAUCUUACGAGCCUUUGUGUGACAUCAGCGAACACGUUAGCUGCACUAAAGCUUUCAUGUCAAAAUAUGGAAAAGGAUUUGGACUAAUUCCUGAAGACUCAGAUUUUCAUGUUCCCAACAGUGUCUAUGGAAUACUAUUUUACACUCUGGUUGCAAUUUUAAGUUUUUUCAAUCGACAACCCUACACUGGAAUUCUAGUGGUUUUGGGAUUUUUCGCAAAUUUAACUUCCGUCUACCUGGCCAUAGUUUUAUAUUUACUGAGUGAUAUUUGUCUGGUUUGUGUUACUACAUACAUUGUUAAUCUCUCCAUUGUGGUUUUGGCAAUCAAAAAAGUACAAACAUGUUCUGCAGAAUUGGCGAGAAAGAAGAAGAAAACCACAUGAAAUUUAUCAUCGAUACUUAGGCUUAAGAAAGGCAUCGAAUACUCCAACAUUCUAGAUUUUAUUAUUUUUACUUGUCAACACAAUCUCUCGAUUUUUGAGUGUUAAUAAAUUUUUCAUUUUAAUUUUUCG
Molecule: messenger RNA, 656 nt
Organism: Belonocnema kinseyi
Lineage: Eukaryota; Metazoa; Arthropoda; Insecta; Hymenoptera; Cynipidae
Gene: Vkor
Product: vitamin K epoxide reductase complex subunit 1
Exons: 3
Coding region: 30-527 (165 amino acids)
Biological process (GO): vitamin K metabolic process; peptidyl-glutamic acid carboxylation
Molecular function (GO): vitamin-K-epoxide reductase (warfarin-sensitive) activity
Source: RefSeq, a predicted model, not a curated record